UUUCAAAAAGUAACAAGGAAAAAAUAAAACAACAGCCAACCAAGUCAAUCCCAAGCCAACCCCCGGAAGGUCUGAUUUCUCGCCUUCCUCAGAGAGGGGCAUGGCAUCGAACAGCAUCUUCGAUUCCUUCCCGACCUACUCGCCAACCUUCAUCCGCGGGCGACGCUGGAAAGCCAUGUGGCUUUUAUUGCUGGCAGGAAUGUCUGAGGCGUUCCUUCACCACCACAUGAAAUGGAGCCGUAAUCUUCAUCUGCACCCGAGCACCAGCCGCCGCUUCACACCUCCCUCCACGGCCUUCCCCUGCGGCGGCGGCGGCGGCGGCGGCGGCGGCAGCGGCGGCGGCAAGAUGGGCGAGAACAGCGGCGCGCUGAGCGCGCAGGCGGCGGUGGGGCCCGGCGGGCGCGCCCGGCCGGAGGUGCGCUCGAUGGUGGACGUGCUGGCGGACCACGCGGGCGAGCUCGUGCGCACCGACAGCCCCAACUUCCUCUGCUCCGUGCUGCCCUCGCACUGGCGCUGCAACAAGACGCUGCCCGUCGCGUUCAAGGUGGUGGCGCUGGGGGACGUGCCCGACGGAACAGUGGUGACCGUGAUGGCUGGCAAUGAUGAGAAUUACUCUGCGGAGUUGCGUAAUGCCUCGGCGGUCAUGAAGAACCAGGUGGCCAGGUUCAACGACCUUCGCUUCGUGGGCCGCAGUGGGCGAGGGAAGAGUUUCACACUGACCAUCACCGUGUUCACCAACCCCACCCAAGUGGCCACCUACCACCGAGCCAUCAAGGUGACCGUGGAUGGACCCCGAGAACCCAGACGGCACCGGCAGAAGCUGGAGGACCAGACCAAGCCAUUCCCUGACCGCUUCGGGGACCUGGAACGGCUGCGCAUGCGAGUGACGCCGAGCACGCCCAGUCCCCGUGGCUCGAUCAGCACCACCAGCCACUAUAGCAGCCAGGCCCAGACCCCCAUCCAAGGCACCUCGGACUUGAACCCGUUCUCCGACCCCCGCCAGUUUGACCGCUCCUUCCCAGCGCUGCAGACGUUCACAGAGAGCCGCUUCCCCGACCCCAGGAUGCAUUACCCCGGGGCCAUGCCGGCCGCCUUCCCCUACAGCGCCACGCCCUCGGGCAGCCUCAGCGUGGCCAGCAUGCCCGCCACCGGCCGCUUCCACCACACCUACCUCCCGCCGCCCUACCCGGGGGCCCCGCAGAACCAGAGCGGGCCUUUCCAGGCCAACCCAUCCCCCUACCACCUGUACUACGGCGCAUCCUCCGGCUCCUACCAGUUCUCCAUGGUGGCGGGCAGCAGCAGCAGCGGGGGCGAGCGCUCCCCGACCCGCAUGCUGGCCUCCUGCACCAGCAGCGCCUCUGUCGCCACGGGCAACCUCAUGAACCCCAGCCUGGCCGGCCAGAGCGACAGUGUGGAGGCGGACGGCAGCCACAGCAACUCCCCUACCGCCCUGAGCACGCCGGGCCGCAUGGACGAGGCCGUGUGGCGGCCCUACUGACCCCCCCGGGGUCCAAGCAGACAGCUCCCGGCGGAGGCAGGGACCCCACGAACCUUCCGGACAAGUGGCUGGCCCGGCUCCGAAGCUCCGGGCAGGAGUGGGACUUACGCUCAGGCCAGUCCAUGGGCCCAGAGGCCACAAGGCCUGGGGCCUAGAGCUGGUGGGCGGCUCUGAGAGCAUCCAGUCCAGCCACGUCAUUGUACAGAUAGGUAGGGACCUCCCUCAGGACGCUGCCCCUAGCCCAGACCCUCGUCAUCUCAUCCCACGUUCCUGUGGGAAAGGUUAUCCUCCUGCUGCGCCCCCGGAAUGACCUGGCUGUCCCCAGCCAUGCCCGGUGCUAUCACAGGGCCCAGGUCCCCUGGGGCAGAGACCAUCUCUGUUCCAGAGAGAGGUGGCUUUUGCCCACACGGCUUGGCCUCUGACCCACGGGGCCCUGGAAAGACCUCCCCCACCCGCUCCCCUUCCUCAGAGACCCUGUACCCAUGGGCCCAGCCCUUCCUUAGCAUUUAUGCAAAUUGAAUCAGAACUGGAAGGUCUCUCCACCCCUGAAAGGGUUUCCCUUCAUUGUAUAGAUGGGGACAGGGUCCAUCCAAGGGCUCCUGGAAGUCAACUGGCAGAGAUGGGUUGAGAACACCCUCAAGCCAGUCUCCCCCCGCCCCGCCCCCGCUCCCA
Lontra canadensis (Northern American river otter) is the source of this 2170-nucleotide messenger RNA. It is a transcript of the gene RUNX3, whose product is annotated as RUNX family transcription factor 3. Bases 101 to 1498 code for a protein of 465 amino acids. The record is from RefSeq and is a predicted model, not a curated record. Gene Ontology annotation, cellular component: nucleus. NCBI's taxonomy places the organism in Eukaryota, Metazoa, Chordata, Mammalia, Carnivora, Mustelidae. The transcript is spliced from 7 exons. Gene Ontology annotation, molecular function: DNA-binding transcription factor activity, RNA polymerase II-specific; RNA polymerase II cis-regulatory region sequence-specific DNA binding; ATP binding. Gene Ontology annotation, biological process: hemopoiesis; regulation of cell differentiation; regulation of transcription by RNA polymerase II.